AUGUCAGCCAACCUACAGACCAAACUAGAAACAUCCCUCAAUGAGGUUCUAAAGACAGCGGGCUUUGUAUUUGAAGUUAUCAAUAAUAACAAGAAGCAGAGUGCCUUGAUAACGGGUCCCAACAAUCAAUUAAUACAGCCAACAAUAAUCAAGCAACUAACAAACCACAUCAAUGAAUUUGAUUCAAUACUAGACGAAACGAUCUUCAAGUUCAACGACGCAAAGUGGUGUAUUGAUACUAUGAUAGAGAACAAGCAAAAGCAAGAGGAGUUGAAGAUCAAAGAGGAACUAGAAAGGCAGAAACGAGAAGCAGAGGCGAAGCGUUUGAAAGAAGAAAUGGAAGCAAAAAAGAAGGCGGAAGAGGAGGCCGCUGCAAAAGCAAAAUUAGAAGCCGAAGCUAGGUCAAAAGCAGAGUCAGAGGCAAAAGCACAGGCUGAGAAAGAAGCCGCUGAAAUGGAACGACAGAGGAAGCAGGAGUUGGAAAAGAAAGAACGCGAAGAGGCGGAGGAGAGACAAAGGAAGGAGGCAGAAGAGAAAGCUCGACAAGAGCAGCAACAUCAGCAAUCCCUGAACCAAGUGCCGGAUCAGUUUGAGAACUUUGAUGAUUUGAUGGACUUUGAUAUGAAUGAUUUGGGACAAGAUGAGAGGGGCAACAUUGACGAUCAGAAUGACUUCUUGUCCUCCAUGAAUUACGAUUCGUUGAACUUGAACAUGCCCUUGGAUGGUGCCAAUAAAGUCGACAAUAGUGUGUUUGAUGACUUCAAUAUUGACGGCUUAGAUACGGGUAAGCAGGACCAGCAAAAUACGGCGACUGACAAUACAGCAAAAGACGCCCAAGGUGACAAAGUCGAAUCAGCACAAAACAAACCGCUUGAGAAUGGAGAUGACAUGGAUUUAGACAUGAAUAAUUUAUUGGGAAACGACGAACUGAUAUUAGACGGCUUGAAUAUGAGCUUACUAGAGGGCGGAUUUGACGGUGGUGACGACACAAACAACACUAACAACGCUCAACUUGGCGACGAGUUUGACGUUGACAAUUUUCUAAAUCAAUUUGGUAAUUAG
Lodderomyces margitis is the source of this 1062-nucleotide messenger RNA. It is a transcript of the gene CTA26, whose product is annotated as Cta26p. NCBI's taxonomy places the organism in Eukaryota, Fungi, Ascomycota, Pichiomycetes, Serinales, Debaryomycetaceae. The transcript has a single exon. Bases 1 to 1062 code for a protein of 353 amino acids. The record is from RefSeq and is a predicted model, not a curated record.